Messenger RNA from Priapulus caudatus, 2245 nucleotides. Its product is annotated as acetyl-coenzyme A transporter 1-like. The transcript has 9 exons. Gene Ontology annotation, molecular function: acetyl-CoA transmembrane transporter activity. Bases 180 to 1781 code for a protein of 533 amino acids. Lineage: Eukaryota; Metazoa; Priapulida; Priapulimorpha; Priapulimorphida; Priapulidae. The record is from RefSeq and is a predicted model, not a curated record. Gene Ontology annotation, cellular component: membrane.
CGCAAAGGCUGCGUGAGAGUGAUCGUGAUGUGUGCUUUCCGUAGAAUGACUUGCUAAUCGCAAUAAAUGAAAAUAUAGAUUAGAGUCGUUCCCCGGGCCUCGCUGCACCGCACACAGGGUUCGGUCGGACUUCGAAGCGACCCAGGCUGGAGAUCGACGACCGGGAAGCUCUAACGGAAAUGCCGAGGCGAAAGCGCACGCCAUGGGUCCCCGACAGCGAGACGGAGCUGGACGGGGGACUGUCGUUUGCGCACAGUCCGUUUCACGCGCACUUGCUACCCGAGGACGCGCAGGUGCUGGAGGCCGGCGCCCGUCUAACCGAGGACUCCGAGGUCGUCGCGGACUUGGCGGACCCGCUGCGGGGCGACCGCGGCAGCAUCGCGCUGCUGCUGCUGCUCUACGUGCUGCAGGGCAUCCCGCUCGGCCUCACCGGCGCCGUGCCAAUGAUACUGUCGUCGCGCAAGGUCAGCUACACCGAGCAGGCGAUGUUCAGCUUUGUCUACUGGCCGUUCAGCAUCAAGCUGCUGUGGGCGCCGAUCGUCGACGCCGCCUACUUCUCGUCGUUCGGCCGCCGGAAGUCGUGGCUCGUGCCGACGCAGUAUCUCAUCGGGGCCUUCAUGCUGUACCUGUCCGGGCAGGUCGCGCGCCUGCUAGGAGACGAUGGAUCUGAAGCUGCUAGCAUCUUUACACUGACGGUUGUGUUUUUCAUGUUGAACUUUCUGGCUGCGACGCAAGACAUUGCCGUCGACGGCUGGGCACUGACGAUGUUGUCAAGACGGAACGUCGGCUAUGCAUCGACUUGCAACUCUGUCGGUCAGACGGCCGGUUAUUUUCUCGGGAACAUAGUCUUUUUAGCGCUGGAGUCUGCAGACUUCUCCAACAAGUUUCUUCGUAGCACGCCAACCGAUACGGGACUUGUAACGCUCGGAGGAUUCCUCUGGUUUUGGGGCAUAGUAUUCAUGGUCACAACAACACUGGUUUGGAUGCUGAAGCCAGAGAAAGAAAGCCAAGACGACAGAGGCGGUGACGGCAUCAUGGCAACCUACAAGUUGUUGGGGGACGUCGUCCGUCUGCCCAGCGUUCAGUCGUACGUGAUCACGCUAAUAACCUGCAAGGUGGGCUUCGCAGCGGCGGACGCCGUCACGGGGCUGAAGCUGAUCGAGGCGGGCGUGCCGAAGGAGAAGCUGGCUCUGCUUGGCGUUCCCGUCGUGCCGCUGCAGAUCAUCCUGCCCUUCGUCAUCAGCAAGUACGUGACGAGGUCGCAGCCGCUCAGCUUCUGGCUGAAAGCGAUGCCGUGGAGGUUACUGAUGGGACUGAUAUUUGCCGUCCUGGUGUACUGGACACAACAGAUGCACGCAGUUGAUGGGGAGUUUCCCCUCUAUUACUACGCUAUCAUUCUCAUAACCUACGGUCUCCAUCAGGUGGCUCUGUACAUCAUGUUCGUUGCCAUCAUGGCGUUCCACGCCAAGGUCAGCGACCCGGCCAUCGGCGGCACGUACAUGACGCUGCUCAACACCGUGUCCAACCUCGGCGGAAACUGGCCGGUGACGGUCGCGCUGUGGUUCGUCGACGAACUCACGUGGAAAUCUUGCAGUGCCGACCCGAAGUUGGCCUGCGGUGAGGAAUGCGCGGCAGGGGGCGGCACGUGUACUACGAGCGUCGACGGCUAUUACGUGGAGUCGCUCGUCUGCGUUCUGCUGGGAUUCGCCUGGCUGCUGCUAAGGGGAGGAACCGUCCGAAAGCUACAGAACCUACCGAUGAGCGCGUGGAAGGUGGCGUAGCACCAGCGUCGCAGGAGAGGUUACGUACUGUCCGCAGCCUGCCGGAGCUGGUCACGUGUAAAUUGUGAGGCGGCGCCAUCUAUCCGCCGAUUGUGAAACCACCGACGUUUACUCAUAUGGGCACAAUGAUUGUUUGUUUAUAUGUUGUUUUCCUUUAUAGAGUAUAGAUAUGUUAAGGAUAUAUAUAUUAUAUAUAUAUGAUUAGGAGCAUCUACCCUCAUCCUUCCUAGGAUGAACUCCUGAUAUGUAUGAUAUUUUAGCUCUAUUUAUGAGUGUUACCGGUACUUAGUUUUAUAUGCGGACCAAAUUUCCAUUAAUUUAAAAUCGAAUGUCUACGUCAGUUGCAUUUAAAGUGCACGUGUAAAGUAAACCAUGACAGCUGUGCAUCAUGCAAAUCAACAAGGUAACGGGUGCAGAGAAAAUAUGUUAGAAUAUGAAUAAAUACUUGGUGAUUGAUAUGUAUA